GAGGUAAGCCAGUGUGUGUCCUGUUCAGUUCAGUGUAACACAGGAAAUGAAGACUGUCUUCUAGAAAGUUCAGCAGCACCAGCAGCAGAGAGACGAACAGAGCUGGUGAAGAGCUGACAACUCCGACAUGACGGGCAGAAAAAACCUGAUGAGAGUUCUGCUGCUCGCCAGUCUGCUUCUCCCAGGUGUGAGGUGCAAGGAGGCAGUGUUUGUGUACAGCAGACUGGGAGGCGAUGCUCUGCUGCCGUGUGUCAACCAGGUUUCCUCAGACUGCUCUCAGAUCAGCUGGACCUUCUACAAGGGCGGCCUGGUGCGCUACACCGAGGAGGUCAGCGGGGGGCGGGUGAGUGCGGACUCAGACAAGGCCGGCCGCAUGUCCAUCGAACCCAACUGCUCUCUCAGCCUCCGCGGCCUCAUCGUGGAAGACGCCGGCUCCUACGUCUGCCAGCAGCACGGAAAAGCCAUCGCUGAUGUUUACCUGUCUCUCCUCACCAUCACCUCCGUCUCCACCAUCACCGACCUGCAGCCCGGAGGAAACCUCACCCUGAGCUGCAUCCUCUUCACCUACUAUGACGUUGGGAGCUGCAAGUCAUACUCCAGCACGUUCAACCUCAGCUGGGUGGCUGAGGACGGUACCAUGCUGCCCAAAGACACCAGGUCCGAGCAGAUUAUCCUCACUCGGUGCAAGAUCAUGCUGGCCAUUAAACUCCGGAGGGAAGACAACAACAGGAAGUGGAGGUGUCAGGUGAACACCGGAGAAAACAGCAGGGCUGCAUUUCUGGACUUCACUUCCACCUUUCUGUUCCAAGAUCCUCCCACCGCCCUGAAUGUGAUUCCUUCACCCACCAUAGAUUCUUCCUUCCAGCUGCCCAGUGCCAUCAGCCGCAUCGUGCUCUGUGUGUCUCUGCCCGUCAUGGUGUUCAUAGUGGGCUUCUUCACAUGGAGAGGAGACCGCAAGAGGGCAAAAACAUCUGCAGCUUGCAUCGAGCUUCAGGAAAUUAACUGAUUUGUUGAUCACCGUGUCUGUUCUUGUGUUUUUUUUUUUUCCUUCAUAUUUGGAUUUCCUCCUCUGUGUCCCCCCUUUUGGGACAAUGUGUCUGACUCCAAAUAAAAGACCUAUAUACCCCCGCGCAUUCGUUAAAUUGGAAUUACAAUGAUCCUGAGCAAGAGCCAAAUAAGACGAUAAGAUAAAGUCAAAUACAUUUGUUUAAUCAGUGAAGCAUCGGAGUUUCAAUACACAGAUCUGUGGGAUGACGAGGCACGCAGAGACUAAGUUUCCCUAGCAACAGACAAAAAGCCAGAGCCCGGUCCACGUAUCUCUAGACUGUCAGACCUCGUGAGCCCAGAUCUAUUCUUCCCCUCAUCUCUUAAACUUUCUUUCUUGGGCCCCCUCUUCUUCUUCCUCGCCGGGAUCUUCACACAACAUCUGCCAGGGUGGGGGCCGCUGUAUUAUCAGUCCCUCCAGAAAAACGCGAUU
Messenger RNA from Sander lucioperca (pikeperch), 1477 nucleotides. RefSeq lists its product as uncharacterized. Gene Ontology annotation, molecular function: MHC class II protein binding; protein tyrosine kinase binding. The record is from RefSeq and is a predicted model, not a curated record. Gene Ontology annotation, cellular component: external side of plasma membrane; membrane raft. Gene Ontology annotation, biological process: positive regulation of ERK1 and ERK2 cascade; T cell activation; interleukin-15-mediated signaling pathway. NCBI's taxonomy places the organism in Eukaryota, Metazoa, Chordata, Actinopteri, Perciformes, Percidae. The transcript has 3 exons. Bases 128 to 1006 code for a protein of 292 amino acids.